AUGUGCAAUAAACAGAGAGGAGAGUGUCGAGCGGCGGAGGAGGCUGGAGCGGGAUUGCCUGGUCUGGGCAGCAGAACCAGUGUGCUACUGCUACUGGCUCUCCUGGUAGCCAUGGUCCAGGCUCAGGGACCGGUGGAGGUGCUGGACGGACCCGGGGAGCUGGAGGCCUCCAUGCACUCCUCCAUACUCUCAGACUUCCAGGUGGUGGAGGCAGCGGUGGAGGCCCUGGAGCCGGUGGUGGCUGCAGUAGGAGCAGGGGGAGUGGCAGGGUUCCCUGACUCGUCUGCUGUGGUGGGCCGGGUGUUUCAGAUUAAGUUCCCGGUGAAGACAGACUACACCAGCAACACGAAGGUGAGCAGAGCACACCAAUCACUACUGACACCUCUGAGGGUGUGUGUGUGUGUGUGUGUGUGUGUGUGUGUGUGUGUGUGUGUGUGUGUGUGUGUGUGUGUGUGUGUGUGUGUGUGUGUGUGUGUGUGUGUGUGUGUGUGUGUGUGUAUGUGUGUGUGUGUAGCAGGGUUGAAGAUGAGCUAUACCAGUAACAUGGUGAAUGUGAGAGCUGCAGUCAGGGGGGGGGGGAGCUACAGCCACAGAGAGCAAUUCAAUUCAAGCUACAGCCACAGAGAGCAAUUCAAUUCAAGCUACAGCCACAGAGAGCCAUUAAAUUCAAGCUACAGCCACAGAGAGCAAUUCAAUUCAAGCUACAGCCACAGAGAGUCAUUCAAUUCAAGCUACAGCCACAGAGAGCAAUUCAAUUCAAGCUACAGCCACAUAGAGCCAUUCAAUUCAAGCUACAGCCACAGAGAGUCAUUCAAUUCAAGCUACAGCCACAGAGAGCCAUUCAAUUCAAGCUACAGCCACAGAGAGCCAUUCAAUUCAAGCUACAGCCACAGAGAGUCAUUCAAUUCAAGCUACAGCCACAGAGAGCAAUUAAAUUCAAGCUACAGCCACAGAGAGCCAUUCAAUUCAAGCUACAGCCACAGAGAGUCAUUCAAUUCAAGCUACAGCCACAGAGAGCAAUUCAAUUCAAGCUACAGCCACAUAGAGCCAUUCAAUUCAAGCUACAGCCACAGAGAGUCAUUCAAUUCAAGCUACAGCCACAGAGAGCAAUUCAAUUCAAGCUACAGCCACAUAGAGCCAUUCAAUUCAAGCUACAGCCACAUAGAGCCAUUCAAUUCAAGCUACAGCCACAUAGAGCCAUUCAAUUCAAGCUACAGCCACAGAGUUGAGUGUGAGACAUGCCAACUGUUUGAAAUGCAUGACCCCAGCACUUAUUCCAGCACUGUGUUGCCUCGUCCCAUGAUAACUCUCUGAGUCUCUCAGGCUGAGGGUGUAGUCCUAUAUUCACAGGAUCCUUUCUGCCCUGUCAAACGCAUGUUAAAGUACCCAGUACCAAACACCAAACCAUGAGCCCUUUGUGCAGAUUGUGAAAAUAGACCCUGACAGCUGGGCUAGUAGAAUGCUAACACUAAGCACUUUCUGAAGAGAAGAGACUCACUUUUCACACACAAACACACACACACGCACACACACACCCACACACACACACACACACACAGACACACACACAUAGACAUACACACACUGAGACUCACACACACACACACAUACACAGGGUGGUGUACAGCCAUUCAUUUCCUCCACACUAUUUACUCUAGAAAGUGAUUAUUUCUCACUACUUUCUGCCCGCUCACAGGAAUGAACACAUACAUACACACACACACAAACAAACAAACACUCUCUGCCCGCUCACAGGAAUGUGUUGAGACAAACAGGGCAUUUUGGAGCAACGCACCACUCCGAUGAAAAGCCUGCACACAGGUAUUAAAGCUGUAGAGUAAAGCCAACGUCAAGAACAUUUCAGUUCUAGGUUACCGUUGGUCUAAUGGUAGUUUAAUGCUUUUUAUGGUGUAAAAUCAGAGAUGCAUGAUAGAGUGUGUGUGUGUGUGUGUAUGUCCACAUUCUUGCUUGCUUGCGUACGUACAUGCUUUCUUGCGUGUGAUAAACAAGUCUUUGAUUUAAACAUGUCAUAUCUACACUGAGUGUACAAAACAUUAAGAACACCUGCUCUUUCCAUGACAUAGACUGACCAGGUGAAUCCAAGUGAAAGCCAUGGUCCCUUAUUUGAUGUCACUUGUUAAAUCCACUUCAAUCAGUGUAGAUGAAGGGGAGGAGACAGGUUAAAGAGGGAUUUUUAAGCCUUGAGAAAAUUGAGUCAUGGAUUGAAUAUGUGUGCCACUCAUAGGGUGAAUGUGCCUUUGAAAGGGGUCUGGUAGUAGGUGCCAGGCGCACCGGUUUGAGUGUGUCAAGAACUGCAACGCUGCUGUUUUUUUUUAUCACGCUCAACAGUUUCCCGUGUGUAUCAAGAAUGGUCCCACCACCCGAAGGACAUCCAGUCAACUUGACACAACUGUGGGAAGCACUGGAGACAACAUGGGCCAGCAUCCCUGUGGAGCGCUUUCGACACCUUGUAGAGUCCAUGCCCCGACGAAUUGAGGCUGUUCUGAGGGCAAAAGGGGGGAGGGUGCAACUCAAUAUUAGGAGGGUGUUCUAAUAUGCUUUGUACACUCAGUGUACUCUAUGUAUUCUGCAGUAUGGCGACACAACCUUCAAAUUAGUGGAUUCUAAUUAGUUAGAUAGUUGGUUUAGCCACAGAAAAAGACAGGAACCUUCCCGCUAGCCAUGAUUGGUUGACAUAAUGGAUGGGCUGGACAUGCCGAGAGAUGAGUUCGGAUUGGUCUGCUGUGUAGCGCGCUUCUGUCUAUAACAUGAGCUGCUCAGUAUGUUUAGAUAAUCCUUGAAACUGUAGCUUUUUUGAAAGGUACACUAUAUAUACAAGAGUAUGUGGACACCCCUUCAAAUUAGUGGAUGAUUCAGCUAUUUCAGCCACACCCGUUGCUGACAGGUGUAUAAAAUCGAGCACACAGCCAUGCAAUCUCCAUAGACAAACAUUGGCAGUAGAAUGGCCUUACUGGAGAGCUCAGUGACUUUCAACGUGGCACCGUCAUAGGAUGCCACCUUUCCAACAAGUCAGUUUGUCAAAUUUCUGCCCUGCUAGAGCUGCGCCGGUCAACUGUAAGUGCUGUUAUUGUGAUGUGGAAACGUCUAGGAGCAACACCGGCUCAACCACGAAGUGGUAGGCCACAUAAGCUCACAGAAAGUGACUGCUGAGUGCUGAAGCGCGUAGCGCGUAAAAAUAGUCUGUCCUCGGUUGCAACACUCACUACCGAGUUCCAAACUGCCUCUGGAAGCAACGUCAGCACAAUAACUGUUCGUCGAGAAAUGGGUUUCCAUGGCCGAGCAGCCGUACACAAGCCUAAGAUCACCAUGCGCAAUGCCAAGCGUUGGCUGGAGUGGUGUAAAGCUCGCCGCCAUUGGACUCUGGAGCAGUGGAAACACGUUCCCUUGAGUGAUGAAUCACGCUUCACCAUCUGGCAGUCCGACGGACGAAUCUGGUUUAGGCGGAUGCUAGGAGAACGCUACCUGCCCCAAUGCAUAGUGGCAACUGUAAAGUUUGGUGGAGGAGGAAUAAUGGUCUGGGGCUGUUUUUCAUGGUUCGGGCUAGGCCCCUUAAUUUCAGUGAAAGGAAAUCUUAACGAUACAGCAUACAAUGACAUUCUAGACGAUUCUGUGCUUCCAACUUUGUGGCAACAAUUUGGGGAAAGCCCUUUCCUGUUUCAGCAUGACAAUGCCCCCGUGCACAAAGAGAGGUCCGUACAGAAAUGGUUUGUUGAGAUCGGUGUGGAAGAACUUUACUGGCCUGCUCAGAGCCCUGACCUCAACCCCAUCGAACACCUUUGGGAUGAAUUGGAACGCCGACUGUGAGCCAGGCCUAAUCGCCCAACAUCAGUGCCCGACCUCACUAAUGCUCAUAUGUCUAAAUGGAAGCAAGUCCAUAUUAAUGCCCAUGAUUUUGGAAUGAGAUGUUCGACAAGCAGGUGUCCACAUACUUUUGGUCAUGUAGUAUGUAGUCUUUAUAUAUAAUGGAUAACAAUUCACACAGUGAAGUUGUGUAGCCUCCUAUGUAUGUACAACAGUUGCUAUAAUUGCGUUGGCCAUAAGGGAUAAGCUCACAGCCAUCUAGUGUGGCCUAGAACAUAUAGGCUCUAUAGAAGUCUCUAGAUGAUUCUAAGAACAUGUAGGCUCUAUAGAAGUCUCUAGAUGAUUCUAAGAACAUGUAGGCUCUAUAGAAGUCUCUAGAUGAUUCUAAGAACUUGUAGGCUACUAACACUACUUCAGUGUAUACUAAAGCGUGAUUGUUGCAGUGCUUCUUUAGAUUGCAAGGAAUAAAAAGAAAUGUAACUUCAUGUUGUGAGGUUCUUGUUGUUUUCAGCCCCACGGCAACACUAGAUACAAACUGUUUCUGAAGCUCCUUUUCAACUGCUCAGAAAGAUGCAAAAAAGAAAAAAACAUGUUCAGUUCGCUUUGACUGUCCUGGCAAGUCGAUCUGUUACAGUGAAAUCAGCCUGUCUCUGAUAAAUGGAGACAGAUAUCCCUGUUGUCUAGACUUCCCCGGUGGCUUUGUGUUUUCCUUUCCACUGUGUAUUCCACUGCUGCUCCCCCCUCUCCAGCGAUGGCAACCAGGCAGCAGGACUUUCUCUCUCUGUUUCCCUGAAACCCCUCCCAUUCGGACACAAAAAGACUCGCACUGAAACCCAAUUAGGCUUGGCAAUGUGGCAGCGGAAAACUUGUAUUAGUAGGAUGGAUGAAGGACCCAAGAUACAAAUGGGAGGAAGAUUUGAGUCUCUCAGUUCUCUGGUCAGAUGUAGUCAAAUAAUUCCAUCCGGAGUGGCUCAUACCAGUCAUAGAGUCCCUCCCUCCGUCCCUCCAUCCAUUCUCAUUUGUUAAGUUGUGAUUCUGCUCUGCAUAGCAACCAAGCAGGGUACCUACCACUGGUGUCACGUAGUCCUAGCCAGUCUUGGUGAGACUCUUUAGGGUUUAGUCGCAAGCUGCUAAUUUCUUUCUAGCUUUCAAAUAGGCACAUUCUUCUCUUCUCCUCUACCCUGCAACUCGUCCCCGGGUCCUUAGUGUACAAAGAAAGUAGUGCAUUAUGUGUUCUGUCAAUAUAGCUGGUAAUAUAGUGGUUAAUAAGCAACUCUAAGGGGGCCUUAUAAAAUCUAUGAUUUUUCCCCCAAAUUCUGUUUUAUAUUUUCCCAAAUUAUAUUUUCUCAGUUUUAUUUUUCCGGGUUUUAGAUUUUGUUUUUCAUUCCAUUUUCAUAGACGAACAAAAAACUUAGAUGUUCUGUAUAUCAAUGGUUAAAUCACAUCUGAAUACCUUUUAUUUUAGGUCUGGAAGAAAACAAACAAAUUGUUUUUUUGACUGCAGGAAUGUCCACCAGAGCUAUUGCCAGAGAAUGUAAUGUUUAAUUUCUCUACCAUAAGCUGCCUCCAAUGUCGUUUUAGAGAAUUUGGCAGUACGUCCAACCGGCCUCACAACCGCAGACCACGUGUAACCAUGCUAGCCCUGGACCUCCACAUCCGGCUUUUUCACCUGCGGGGUCGUCUGAGGGGGUGGGGGGUGGGGUGGGCCUGUCUCCCAAGUGGGUGGACCUAUGCCCUCCCAGGCCCACCCAUGGCUGCGCCCCUGCCCAGUCAUGUGAAAUCCUUAAAUUAGGGCCUAAUUAAUUUAUUUCAAUUGACUGAUUUCCUUAUAUGAACUGUAUCUCAGCAAGAUCUUUGAAAUUGUUGCAUGUUGCGUAAAAUUUUUUGUUCAGUAUACUUUCAAAAUUGUUUGGAGCUACUGAUAGUGGGAUCAACCUGUUGGACCCCUGCACUAGAGGGCACUAUAAUAUGCCAUUUAGCAGAUGCUUUUAUACAAAGUGACUUACAGUCACGUGUGCAUACAUUUUUACGUAUGGGUGGUCCCGGGGAUAGAACCCACUACCCUGGCGUUACAAGCGCCAUGCUCUACCAAUUGAGCUACAGAGGAUCGACCUGUUGGACCCCUGCACUAGAGGGCACUAGAUCGACCUGUUGGACCCCUGCACUAGAGGGAACUAGUGAGUGAUAUCUGACUUGUUAUGGGGUGACGUGUGUCCUUGGAUGUUCUUGUGGUAGACCUCCUUCCACUUCCACUUUCUUGCAUCACAAAUGAAAGUACAUCUAGUUCAAUUCUUUAUUUAUUUGUUAUUUAUCUGCUCUCAUAGCUGUUUGACAAUCUGUAUUGACGUUGAUGCGAUCACUCUUAGAGUGAAGUAUAUUAUGUGUACACACUCUCUCUCUCUCUCUCUGUCUUUCUCUCUCUGUACAGAACACAACAGAGCAGAACAGAAAGAGUUUCACUGACAGUGAGUCAUUCCUGAGGCGAAGCAGCAUUAGUCUGUGGGUCUGAAGGAAGGGGAGUUUAGUUUACUCCAGUCAUCUUAGUUCACUCUGUGGCUGUGUCACAAAUGGCACCCUAUUCCCUAAAUAGUGCACUACUUUGACCGGAGACCUAUGGACCCUGGUCAAAACUAGUGCACUAAAUAGGGAAUAGUGUGCCAUUUUGGAACAAUUUCAGUGACAGGGCCAGCUAGCAGAGAACAGGACACAGACCACUUAUAACCCACUAUUUUUCUGUGUGUGUCUAAAGUCUUCAGUAGCUUUUCUUUCUCUCCCUUCUCCUUCCACGUUGUCCCUCUCCUCAACGCUACAGGAGUUGAACUAAGCCCAUCUUUUCCUUCCACGUUGUCCCUCUCCUCAACGCUACAGGAGUUGAACUAAGCCCAUCUUCUCCUUCCAUGUUGUCCCUCUCUUCAACACUACAGGAGUUGAACUAAGCCCAUCUUUUCCUUCCACGUUGUCCCUCUCCUCAACGCUACAGGAGUUGAUCUAAGCCCAUCUUCUCCUUCCACGUUGUCCCUCUCUUCAACAUUACAGGAGUUGAACUAAGCCCAUCUUCUCCUUCCACGUUGUCCCUCUCUUCAACAUUACAGGAGUUGAACUAAGCCCAUCUUCUCCUUCCACGUUGUCCCUCUCUUCAACACUACAGGAGUUGAACUAAGCCCAUCUUCUCCUUCCACGUUGUCCCUCUCUUCAACAUUACAGGAGUUGAACUAAGCCCAUCUUCUCCUUCCACGUUGUCCCUCUCUUCAACACUACAGGAGUUGAACUAAGCCCAUCUUCUCCUUCCACGUUGUCCCUCUCUUCAACAUUACAGGAGUUAUCUAAGCCAUCUUCUCCUUCCACGUUGUCCCUCUCUUCAACGCUACAGGAGUUGAUCUAAGCCCAUCUUCUCCUUCCACGUUGUCCCUCUCUUCAACAUACAGGAGUUGAUCUAACCCAUCUUCUCCUUCCACGUUGUCCCUCUCUUCAACAUUACAGGAGUUAGAACUAAGGCCCAUUAUUCUCACCUCUAUCCUCCUUCUGAAUAAACUAUUUAAUUAGUGUAACUGCAAUCAAAUGUUGUGGAGUGACUGACCUGAGGGGAGGGGGAAAAGGAGGAAACAGGGGCGGGGAUCUCUCGCUCGUCUCGCUCUCUCUCUCUCUCUCGCUCUUGCUCUCAUCUUCUCUCUCCUCUCUCUCUCAAUUCAAUUCAAUUCAAAUUCAAUUCAAUUUAAGGGCUUGUAUUGGCAUGGGAAAUUGUUGUUAACAGUGCCAAAGCAAGUGAAGGAGUAGUAGAGGAGAGAGGCGAGCGGCGCGAGCGCGAGAGCUCUAGAGAGCUCGAUAGAGCGAGAGUCGAGAGGAGCAUAUAACUCUCUAUCUCUCUAUCUCAAUCUAUCCUCUACUCUCGCUCAUAGCUCUAUCAUUAUCUCUCUCCUCUCUCUCUCUCUCUUCUUCUUUCUCUCUGUCUCCUCAGUAGUAUAGCUCUAUCACCAUCUGCACAAAUAUUUUUCAGUUAACUAGGAAUGAGCUGUGUGUGUGUGUGUGUGUUUGUGUUUGUGUUUGUGUGUGUGUGAUGUUGUGUGUGUGUGUGUGUGUGUGUGUGUGUGAAUGAUUGAUUGAGUGAGUGAGUGAGUGUGAAUAGUUCACAUUGUGUAUAUGAAUAGAUCACUACAAUGUUUUCUGAAAUUGCCCUCUAUUACCAUCACAGGGAGUUUUUAUUAUUCUGGGAUGGCAGUAUUGACAUCAUCAGACUAUUUCCAGACACAACCUAGAUAUUUAUAGUUGUCCAUGAUCCACGGUUUCUCACAUUGGAAAGUACAACAUGAAAGGGUGUGUUCCAGGACUGAACAGCAGGGUAUAAUACUAUCGCUCUACUGCUGAACAGCAAUAGAAUCGAGUGAUAUAAAUGUUUAACAGUUUAAAAUGGGCUGGACUAGUGUCUCAUAAAUAUCCUACUGCCUGUCUGCCUGCCUAUCUGCCAGUCUAACGGCCUCCCUCUCUUCCCUCUCCUUCACUUUCAUUUUCCAGUGGAAAUAAUCAGCUGUGCCAAUAACUCGCUCCCUCCCUCCUUCCCUCCCCUGUUUUUAGCCCCUCCCUCCCUCCUUCCCUCCCCUGUUUUAGCCCCUCCCUCCCUCCCUCCCUCCUUCCCUCCCUCUCUACGUUUCAAGUCCUUCACCACAUCAUAUCACAAAGAGAUGCCAAGUCAGUCACUGCCUCUAUCCUUCCCUUCCAUAUGAAUGUUAUCUGUUUGCCUGUCGACACGGCUAUCGACGCGGCUGUGACCAUGUGAGCCUUUUUCCUCCUAGGCGGAUAACUGAAUAUCAAAUCCGUUAAAUGAUGGUGGUGCGGAUAGAUCGGGCCGAGGAUAUCAUUAACGCAAAACAGUUAAUGGAUGUCUUAGAUACUUAGAUGUUGAUUAAGAUGCCUUGGGAGAUUGGACGCCCCUCACUCAUCUAGUCCUCAUUCCUCCAUCUCUCCCUCUUUUUCCUCCGUCACGUCGUAGAUCCCUCAUCGCCCCUCCGCAGUGUUAGAUAUCAGAGAAGCUGAUAGUCAGAGAAGCUGAUAGUCAGAGAAGCUGAUAGUCAGAGAAGCUGAUAGUCAGAGAAGCUGAUAGUCAGAGAAGCUGAUAGUCAGAGAAGCUGAAGCUGAUAGUCAGAGAAGCUGAUAGUCAGAGAAGCUGAUAGUCAGAGAAGCUGAUAGUCAGAGAAGCUGAAGCUGAUAGUCAGAGAAGCUGAUAGUCAGAGAAGCUGAUAGUCAGAGAAGCUGAUAGUCAGAGAAGCUGAAGCUGAUAGUCAGAGAAGCUGAUAGUCAGAGAAGCUGAAGCUGAUAGUCAGAGAAGCUGAUAGUCAGAGAAGCUGAUAGUCAGAGAAGCUGAUAGUCAGAGAAGCUGAAGCUGAUAGUCAGAGAAGCUGAUAGUCAGAGAAGCUGAUAGUCAGAGAAGCUGAUAGUCAGAGAAACUGAUAGUCAGAGAAGCUUAUAGUCAGAGAAGCUGAUAGUCAGAGAAGCUGAUAGUCAGAGAAGCUGAUAGUCAGAGAAGCUGAUAGUCACAGUGGGUUUGACAGUGGGUUUUGGGGCUAUGAGCAGAAAUCAAUCCAAAUGGCACCCUAUUCCCUAUAUAAUAUAUAGGGAAUAGGGUGCCAUUUGGGAUACAGCAGUUAGUGUCUUUGAUAAGAUUAAAACCUCCCUGGUUUAAUUAACUUCACUAUUAAAGUGGGGAGAACGGGGGUACUACUGCUGUGUACUCAUCAUCAUCAUCACACACACACACACACACACACACACACACACACAGACGUCAUCUCAUCAUCUCCUGGUGAUAUCGGCCAAAGGCUUUUGGAUACAUCACCACAUUACUCAUCACCAUAGUUGUCAAAGUUUCUGUGAUGCAGCGGUAGGAGGUGGAGGAGGGUUAAUGGAUGAAGUGGGGGAGGGAGGGAACGCGUGUGUUUAGGCCUAUGUGUUCAUGUGCGUCAGUUGCGUAUGUGCGUGCAAGUGUACUUGCUUCCUUGUGUCUGUGCGCGUGUGUGCGUCUGCGUUCGCCUGUGCUCUUGUGUGUGUCUGAAAGCAGGAGGGACUGAACGCUGUAAAAAGCCCAGAUGCUGUUUCCUGUCCCUGGUGAUGGCUGUGUACUGGUUAGACCAUUAAUGAUCCAUCUUGGGAACGCUGGGCUCUACAUAAUUUAUCAACUAUACCAUUUAUCAUCCGCAAAAUUAACUUGUUGGUUGGGGUAGAAGGGAAGCAGAGGACGCAUUCGUUUUAUUUUUUUUAUAUAUAUAUUUUUUUUGGAAUGCUUUGUCAUUCCCCUGUGAUUUAUUUCUCUGUCAGAUUCCUGGAACGAAUUUAAUGCCUAAGCUCUUGCUGUUUUAGACAAUGUGUAAAAAAAAUACAGUCCCCCUUGUUGCGUAUCCCAAGUCUUAUUUGUGAUGGUAUACUGUAGCUUAGGCUACAUCUAAAUAACAUGCACCAAUGGCUAAAUUCAAUAUAGUCCUUUUUUCAUUGAUCGUGUCUAAAACAAUCCGUAUCUUAUAUGGAAGAGAUUUGAUGUACAGUUUCAUGUUGAAUUCGUGCACUCUGUCUCACCUUUAAAAGUGUCAAGAAACCUAGUUUUGCACUAAUCUGAAAGUAUAAGUUGUGUGAAGUAAAACACCAGUAACAGCGGUGUACAACAUUUAUAAUGAUUGCAUCAACAUUUAUAGAUUUGUUUUUGCGCAAUAGCUGUUUUAAAAACAUCCAAUUUUUACCCAAAUUGUAUUUAUGAACCACACAGAUCAAAACAAGCCAAGACUUGAUCUCCUUCUUGAUUCUUUCUUCUUCUGUAUCAUAAUGAAUUGUAAACAAGCUGUAUCAUCAAAGAAACAGUAAUGCUGUGAGUAGAACAGAAAUGGUAAAUGUAGUGGCCGUAAAAAUUAUUAUUUUGCAUGUUGUUGUUGUUGUUUUCUUGUAUUAUAUCUUAAAUUAUUCAUCAAAACAAGAGAGACUUUAUCAAAUAUGUUUAUCUUUGUUUUCUUCCAGAUAACUGAGUCAGGCAAGGAGACGCUACCAACAUGGCUUCACUGGGACUGGAAGAGCAACGUCCUACAGGGUCUACCGCUGGAGGAGGACAAGGGUGUCCACUACAUCACCGUCUCCACAUCCAACGGCAGCCAGGACAUCUUCUCCAUCGAGGUGCACCCAGAGGAACACGCCGACACCGACCCCAUCCAGCUUGCCAUCCAGUCGGCGUCCAACAAUGAGGUCCAGCCGUUCGUCUGCGGCACAGAGGAACCGGUGACGGUGCUCACUGUGAUUCUGGACGCCGACCUCACCAAGAUGAGCUCCAGGCAGAGGGUGGAGCUGCUGGGCAAGAUGAAGAAGUUCUCUGGCGUGGCGCUCCAGCACAUGAAGAUACUUCCCGUGGUCAACAACAGAUUGUUCGACAUGUCCGCCUUCAUGGCCGGACCAGGAAAUGCCAAAAAGGUGGUGGAGAACGGAGCCCUGUUAUCCUGGAAGCUAGGAUGUUCCCUAGACCAGAGUAAUGUCCCCAACAUCAGCAGCGUCCAGGCGCCGGCGAAAGAAGGCACUAUGUCUGCUCAGCUGGGAUACCCUGUGGUCGGUUGGCACAUCGCCAACAAGAAGCCUCAUAUCCCCAAACGGGUGAGGCGCCAGCUCAACAAUACCCCUACCCCUGUUCUAGCUGUGCUUCCCCCAACGUCUGUUGUCGAGCCCCCUGUUCGCAUUGUACCCACCCUGUCGUCACCUGCCAUUGCUGCCCCCACAGACAGCUCUUCCCCACCCAUUAGAGGGCCUGUGCCCUUGCCCAUGAAGCCCACGAUCCGUGUCAGAGACUCCUAUGCCCACACUCCCACUCAGGGUGCACCCCUGCCAACCAGAGUGAUGGAGUCCACUAGUACCAUCUCCAUUCAACCCACCAUGACCAGGCAUACCGUUGUGGAAGCCACUCCGACACUCCCUCCACCCACCACAGUCGCCACCAGAAAGCCAACCAAGAAACCAAAGAGACCGAAGACCACUCCGAUGCCAAGGGAACCCAAGACCACCACUGCCAAACCAGCCAGACGCACCACCCCUUCGUCCAUCGUGCCUGACCCAAGAAACGAGAAACCAGAUCUCCGCAACCCCAUCGAUCAGGUCAAUGCCUUCGUGGGCACAUACUUUGAGGUGAAGAUCCCAUCCGAUACAUUCUUUGACAAGGAGGACGGUACGACAGACAAACUGAGGUUGACCCUGAGGAUGAACCACAACGAAGUUGUUGCGGACGACUCCUGGAUACAGUUUAAUAGCACAAGCCAGCUGCUGUACGGUCUUCCAGACUCAAAUCACAUUGGGAAGCACGAGUACUUCAUGCAGGCCACCGAUAAGGGCGGUCUGAAUGCGAUCGAUGCCUUCGAGGUCCGCGUGAACCGCUGGGCAUCCAACGAUAAGUCCCCGGUCCUGUUCCAGGCCCGCUUACAUGGCGAACCUCGCCUGGUGACCAACAACAUCCACAAGAAGAUCCUGCUCAUCAAGAAGCUGGCGUACUCGUUCGGUGACCGCAACAGCAGUACGGUCACCCUGAGGAACAUCACCAAGGGAUCCAUUGUGGUGGAGUGGACGAACAACAGCCUCCAGCAGAACCCCUGUCCCAAGGAGCAGAUCCAGACCAUGUCCAGGAGGAUCUCCGAUGCCCAGGGAAGGCCCUCCCAGACCUUCAUCUCCGCCAUGGAACCUGACUUCAUACCCAUCAGCAUCAAGGUCAACGGAAUGGGUGCCUGCCGGAACUACAUGUUUGUCCCGCCGGGUGAAAUCACUAUCCCUAUCCCACCGGCCGUCACGCCGGCGCUGGGCACCGGACGCCAGAGCACGGACGACGUCUACCUCCACACGGUGAUCCCGGCCGUGGUGGUGGCGGCCAUCUUGCUGAUCGCCGGCAUCAUCGCCAUGAUCUGCUACCGCAAGAAGCGCAAGGGCAAGCUGACCAUUGAGGAUCAGGCUACCUUCAUCAAGAAGGGGGUGCCCAUAAUCUUCGCAGACGAGCUAGACGACUCCAAGCCCCCUCCGUCGUCCUCCAUGCCCCUCAUCCUGCAGGAGGAGAAACCCCCUCUGCCCCCGCCGGAGUACCCCAACAUGGCCAGUCCAGAGACCACCCCCCUGAACCAGGACCUUCUGGGUGAGUACACGGCUCUGAGGGACGAGGACCCCAACGCGCCCCCCUACCAGCCCCGCCCCCCUUCACCGCCCCCAUGGAAGGUAAAGGAUCUCGUCCAAAGAACAUGA
Coregonus sp. 'balchen' is the source of this 13056-nucleotide messenger RNA. The record is from the annotation of a GenBank genome assembly. NCBI's taxonomy places the organism in Eukaryota, Metazoa, Chordata, Actinopteri, Salmoniformes, Salmonidae.